CAUUGACACUUAAAAGGUCAAAAUUAGUUGACCCUCUCGCUAUCUCAUCUCAAAUUAACUCCAUCUUCUUCCAAUCCAAACGUAAACAGCGUCACUAUCAUUCAUUUACCAUUAUUAACCACUGAUUCCAUAUUUUACUCCCAAUAUUCACGAUGUGCUUCGCCGGUAUUCCACUAUUAAUGCCCGAACAACAAAACCUCCAUUAGUGCGUGUAUUACUGUGUGUUUUUACACCAAUGGAUGACGGCGGAUCCUUCGUCGCUGUUCGCAGGAUUCCUCAAGGUCUCGAUCGAACCAAUACUUGUCACGCUACUUCAGAUGAGGUUGUUGCCGGCUCAACAGCAUGGCUUGGCAGAAGCCUUUCAUGUGUUUGCGUCCAGAGAAAAGCAGGCGAGUCUCGUCCUUCAUUUGACUUGACUCCAGCCCAGGAGGAUUGCCUACAAAGACUGCAAAACCGUUUAGACAUAGCCUAUGAUAGUUCAAUUCCAGAACAUCAGGAAGCAUUACGGGCAUUGUGGAAAGCUGCAUUUCCUGAAGAGGAACUUCGUGAUCUAAUUUCUGAGCAGUGGAAGGAAAUGGGCUGGCAAGGGAAAGAUCCUUCCACAGAUUUUAGGGGUGGCGGGUUCAUAUCACUGGAGAACUUGCUGUAUUUAGCUAGAAAUUUUCCGAAAUCAUUUCAAGAUCUUCUUAAGAAGCAGGAAGGUGAGAGGGCAAUGUGGGAAUAUCCUUUUGCUGUAGCAGGUGUCAACAUCACAUUCAUGCUUAUUCAGAUGCUUGAUCUUGAAGCAGUAAAACCACGAACUUUUAUCGGAGCAACCUUCCUGAAAUUUCUUUCAGAAAAUGAAUCAGCGUUUGACCUUCUGUAUUGCAUCACAUUCAAGCUAAUGGAUCAUAAAUGGCUUGCCAUGCACGCUUCUUAUAUGGAUUUCAAUGCUGUGAUGAAAUCAACACGCCGCCAGCUGGAAAGAGAGCUUUUACAAGAUGAUGUAACUCGGCUUGAGGAUUUACCUUCAUACCGUCUUCUUACUCGAUAGCGUUAAGUUUUCAUUUCAUCCAAUUUGAUUUUAAAAACCAGCUUUCGGUUUUUUUUCGUAAUUAGUUCAUAGUUUCUUGUGAAGAUGAUAAGAGGAUGACUUGCAUGCUUUUAUUUUCAUUGGUUCAACUUUUUUUGAACAAUUUUACAGUAGGUGUCUCUUACCUUCAAAUUUAAACCCUAUAGUUUUUCCCUU
Helianthus annuus (common sunflower) is the source of this 1228-nucleotide messenger RNA. Its product is annotated as ELMO domain-containing protein C. The record is from RefSeq and is a predicted model, not a curated record. The transcript is spliced from 9 exons. NCBI's taxonomy places the organism in Eukaryota, Viridiplantae, Streptophyta, Magnoliopsida, Asterales, Asteraceae. The coding region runs from base 236 to 1033 and encodes 265 amino acids.